Molecule: messenger RNA, 1896 nt
Organism: Zonotrichia leucophrys gambelii
Lineage: Eukaryota; Metazoa; Chordata; Aves; Passeriformes; Passerellidae
Gene: FGG
Product: fibrinogen gamma chain
Exons: 10
Coding region: 156-1463 (435 amino acids)
Biological process (GO): blood coagulation; platelet activation; protein polymerization
Cellular component (GO): fibrinogen complex
Molecular function (GO): signaling receptor binding
Source: RefSeq, a predicted model, not a curated record
UGGGAAUCCACCUCAGAUCCCUACCCCACCUCUUCCCACCACCUCCCAGAGCCCGCCCCCAGCUUCAGCCUGCUGCCUUAAACUGCUGCCCCCCUGCGCUGGGCUGGGCAUUCUCGGCUGCUGACUGCACAAGUGGCGCGGGUGGGACAGACACGAUGGGGCUGAGGCUGUGCAGCUGGGCUCCCCUGGGCGCGCUCCUCUCCCUGCUCCUGUCCACCAGCGUGGCGUACAUUGCUACCAGAGAAAACUGCUGCAUACUGGAUGACAGAUUUGGUAGCUUCUGCCCAACAACUUGUGGCAUUGCAGAUUUCUUUGCUAAAUACCAUGCCAUUGUGGAUAAUGACCUGCUGGAAAUGGAGAGAAUUUUGCAGCGUGUUUCUAAUGCCACAGUAACAGCAAACGAAGUGAUCCAACACAUCCAAGACCUCUAUCCUUCAGAAAAGCAGAUAUUACCAAAUGCACUUGAUGAUUACACUCAGAGGUCCAGGAAAAUAAUUGAAGAAAUUGUCAGAUAUGAAAAGACUAUAUUGUCUCAUGAAACUACUAUACAACAGUUGACAGACACACAUAUAAUGAACGGCAACAGGAUCACAGAGCUGAAACAGAAGAUUGCCCAGCUUGAGUCACUCUGUCAGGAGCCGUGCAAGGACCGGGCUGAAAUUUACGAGACAACUGGAAGAGAUUGUCAAGACAUUGCAAAUAAGGGUGCAAGGAAAAGUGGACUGUACUUUAUCAAGCCUCAGAGAGCCAAGCAGUCAUUCCUAGUCUACUGUGAGAUUGACUCAUAUGGCAAUGGCUGGACAGUACUACAAAGGAGACUGGAUGGGAGCGAAGACUUCAGUAAAAAUUGGGUUCAGUACAAGGAAGGAUUUGGACAUCUGUCUCCAGAUGACACCACUGAGUUCUGGCUGGGCAAUGAAAAGAUGCAUUUAAUAACUACACAGUCCACUCUGCCAUACACCUUACGAAUAGAGCUGGAGGACUGGAGUGGCAAAAAAAGCACUGCUGACUACGCUGUGUUCAGAGUGGGGAGUGAAGAGGACAAGUACAGACUGACCUAUGCCUACUUCAUCGGGGGUGAUGCCGGGGAUGCCUUCGAUGGAUUCAAUUUUGGGGAUGACCCAAGUGAUAAAUCCUACACCUACCACAAUGGCAUGCGGUUCAGUACCCACGACAAUGACAAUGAUAACUAUGAAGGCAACUGUGCUGAGCAGGAUGGAUCUGGGUGGUGGAUGAAUAGAUGUCAUGCUGGCCACCUCAAUGGCAAAUAUUAUGUAGGUGGUGUGUACACAUCAGAAGAUGCUGGUCCUGCUGGAUUUGACAAUGGCAUUAUCUGGGCAACCUGGCGUGACCGGUGGUACUCCAUGAAGAAAUCUGCCAUGAAAAUCAUUCCAUUCAACAGACUGUCAGUGGAUGGACAGCAGCACAGCUUAGGCAAUGUCAAACAGGUUGGAGAUGCAUAAAGAAUGAUUUGAAAAAGACCAUGCUGAACAAGAAAAGCAAAUCUUUUCUAAGACACUGAACUUAACAAACAUUACACAGUUCAGUUUUGACUACAAAGCAGCAUUGACUGUAAGAUACCCAAACCUGCCCGUUCCCUGAGCAGUGCUUACCUUUGCUGAUGGUUGUUUGUUUUUUUUCUUAUUCUCAAUAAAUUUUUGAUUAUUACAAAAAGGCCUGAGUUUGUUAUCUGUGGUCUACAGCUGGCCAAGCAAGGCAAUGAAAACUUUUGAUAGGUGGAUCAAACCUACUUGAUUCAGUCAUUCCUGAAUUUCACACCAGCAGUUCCUGCUCUUUGUUUAGACUGAUGUGUUCAACCUAUUUCUCCAUAAAUGUGACAAGUAUCCAUAAGUUUUCAAGUUUUCUAAUAAAGUUGUUUGGUGACAUAGAUCAAAG